AUGGCGGUUGGGCUACGCUCGACCCGGCUGGCCAGCACGAGCAGGACUCUUGUUACAGCUGCGGAGGCGAGUCCCCCCUCGACGAUAAUCCGAUGUCACGGCAGAUCUCCGGUGCAGCCACAGGUACAGGCACGGACAAGAGGCUUCUCGACCAAUGCCACCAGACAUGCCGCCUAUUCUUCCGAGAACAACGACGAACCCGCCUCCACAGUAUCUGCUUCCUCAUCACGGACGAAACGUCGCACAACAGUAGCGUACGACUCGCUCUCAUCGUCCAUUCUCGGAGAGGACGGCCAACCGCUUCCGCCUCUCUCCGCCCUCGUCCCGCCAGCAAACCGCAAACGUAGCGCCGGCAAAUCUCGCUCCAAACCAGACCCAUCAUCUCGGCCCUCCACUCCAACUCCUGCUGCUCCGGAAGAACCCAUUCGAUGGCCACCACUAGCCCAAUCCGUGCUCGACGACAUGGCGCGCUUCCACUCCACCAUCCUGCUCACCCGCGUCGGCGGUUUCUACGAGUCCUACUUCUCCCAAGCUGCGCAAAUCGCCUCCCUCCUCAACAUCAAGCUGGCCAACCGUCGGUGGGCAGGUCAAGACGUCCCCAUGGCGGGCUUCCCCGUCUUUCAGCUCGAAAAGUACCUCAAGAUCCUCGUCCUCGACAAGGGGCUGCUCGUCGCCAUCUCGGAAGAGUUCAGACCGAAGGACGCCGUCGCUGGCAACGCUACGGAGAUCACCAGGAGGGUCAAUCGGGUGGUUAGCCCGGGAACGCUGAUCGAUGAGAAGUUUCUGGAUCCUUUCGUGAACAAUUUCAUCGUGGGGGUUAGCAGUAAGAGGGUGGAGGACGAGGAGGGGGGAAGGAGGGUGAGGUAUGGGCUGGCUUGGUUGGAUGUGGGUACGGCGGAUUUCAAUACGGCUGUUUGUGAGGACGCAAAGAGUUUGCGGGAUGAGAUUGCGAGGAUCGGGCCGAGGGAGGUCGUGGUGGAUUCGGGGACGAUCGAUGCCGGGUUGGUCGACGAGGAUGGGGGCCAGGAUCGAGUCAAGGUGGACAUCAGGGAGCUGGUGACGGAUUCCAGUGUGUACAUUUCACACUUCCAUCCACCUCCUCCGGACCCUCCUGCAAGCCCCCUCCCAGCAGACCUCUCACAACGAUCGGACUCUCCCCCCACGCCGGCGGUAUCCCUCGAUCCCGUCGAAACAGCCACCGUCCACACCCUCCUCUCCUACCUCCGCACCCGCCUGCUCGACCAGGAAACCACCUCCACGCUCACCUCCCUCUCCCUCUCCCGUCCGCUCCACCAGCACCUCGACAGCAUCAUGCAGAUCGACGCGCACACGCUCUCCGCGCUCGAGAUCCGCUCCACCGGUCGCGAAGGCUCCACCCGCGGCUCCCUCUUCUCCGUCCUCCGUCGAACCGUCACCAAAGGCGGCACGCGUCUCCUCCAGCAAUGGCUCUGCAAUCCGUCCACCUCGCUCGCGACGAUCAACGCGCGCUUCGACCUCGUCGAACUCUUCCUGAAGAAGAAGGAGCUGAGGGAGGACGUGAGGUCGAUCCUGAGGCUAGGGGCGGGGGAUGUGACGAGGGUGUUGCAGAAGUUGGUGACGAGGAGGAACGACGAGCAGGAUCUGUUGGAGGUGAGGGAUGCCAUUGGGGCGAUGGAGCGGGUGAAGAGUUUGAUGGUAGGGGAAAUGGAGUUUUUGACGGGUGACGAAAAGGAGAGGGAGACGGUCGAGGGGUUGGUGGGGAAGUUUCAUGACUUGGGAGAGCUGGCGAGUAAGCUGGGUGAGGCGAUCGAUGAGAGGGUGAUUGCGGCGAGGUUGGAGAGGCAGGAGACGCUGGCUAACGAGGUGGAGGGAAUCGCCGCUGCAGCUGGGUCGUCGUCGGUAGCGGAUACUUCGCGCGCUCAGAUACGCAGUCUCGGGAAUACCGCCACCGCCAGCUCGAAAGGUGUCACCACGAGUAAACGUAUCCGUUCCACCUCUCCCGAAUCAGACCUCGACGAUACCUCCUCCCUCUGGGGCGACGACUUCGAACACCUCAUCCGACCAUCCUCCUCGAAAACCCUCACCGCCCUCACCCGCUCCCACCAGUCCCUGCGACGGACCGCCCGCAAACUCGAACUCGACUUCCAACGCGCCUACUCCUCGGACUCCGUCACGCUCCGCUACGUGCUCGGUCAAGGCUACGUCGUGCAUUCUCGCGGCAAACCUCUCCCUACUCAACCCGCGCUCCCACUCCCCAAAACUUGCACGUCAUCCCCAUCAGACCUCACCCUUCACAUCGCGGGCAAGAACCGCUCGACGCACACCUACUACUGUCCCACAUGGACGGCGCUCGGCUCGCGUCUCGACCGCUCCUCUUCCGAAAUCCAAUCGCUCGAAUCCAUCCAACUCGAGUCGCUGCGGCAACUGGUGCUCACCUCGUCCUCCUACCUCCGGACCAACGCCAAACUGCUCGAUCAGCUCGAUGUGCUGACGUCCUUCUCGCAAGCUGCGGAUGAGUUCUCCCUCGUACGACCGGUGCUGGACGACUCCACCUCGAUCGACGUUACCGCGGCUAGACAUCUUUCCGUCGAAAUGGGACUGUUGGAGCGUGGUCGAUUGUUCACCCCGAACUCUCUUUCCUUGGACGGAAUCUGCGUGUUGACGGGACCGAAUAUGGGUGGGAAAUCGACCUUCCUCCGCUCGAUCGCGCUGUUGACGAUUCUCGCGCAAUCCGGAUGCUUCGUCCCCUCUUCCCAACCUACGCGGAUCGGACGGGUCGAUCGGAUAUUCACCCGCAUAGGUGCCCAGGACGACGUCUUCCGCGACCGCUCCACCUUCAUGGUCGAGAUGUCCGAAGUCGGCGAAAUCCUCCACCGUGCCACCCACCGCUCCCUCGUCAUCGCCGACGAAAUUGGCCGAGGUACCAGCAAUCUGACCGGAAUCGCCGUCGGUUUCGCAACGCUCAAGAGUCUCAAGGAUAGAGGCUGCAGGACCAUCUUUGCGACUCAUUUCCAUGAGAUAUGCGAUUUGGUGCAGAAAGAGCGGUGGGAGCGGACGGAGUUCUGGUGUACAGAUGUGGGAGAGCACGACGAGGACGGGGAUGAGGAAGGAUUGGUGUAUGAACAUAGGUUGAGGAGGGGGAUUAACAGGGAGAGUUACGGAUUGCAGGUGGCGAAGUUGGCGAGGUUGCCCGAGGAAACGGUGGAAUUGGCCAGGACAACGUUGGAGAAGCUAAAGACCGAGAGAUAG
Molecule: messenger RNA, 3228 nt
Organism: Pseudozyma hubeiensis SY62
Lineage: Eukaryota; Fungi; Basidiomycota; Ustilaginomycetes; Ustilaginales; Ustilaginaceae
Exons: 1
Coding region: 1-3228 (1075 amino acids)
Biological process (GO): mismatch repair
Cellular component (GO): nucleus
Molecular function (GO): mismatched DNA binding; ATP binding; ATP-dependent DNA damage sensor activity
Source: RefSeq, a predicted model, not a curated record